UAACCACCGCUCUCUGCAAAUGCCUGCGGGCGGUCCCCACGCAUCGACGCCUUCCCUGAAUGCAACCACGUGCGUGCAUGAUGUACGCGAAAGUGUGCGCGUGCUGUAAACAGACCUUCGUUCGCUCCCAUUUUCGGGGGAACGCACGCGUGAAGGAGCCACGGAGACAACAAGCGGUGUAUAUUUUACCUCCGCCAGCGCGUCUCCUGACGCAAAGCCUGAAUGCGUAACAAGGCGUCGUCCCCGGCGACAAGUGAGGCGAAUGCUUUAUUCUUCCUCGCAUUGCUUAUACCGCCACCGCCGAGCGAGUACCGUACAUCGAACAACGCGACAGCCUGAAACGAGCGGAAGGGUGGAGCACCAUACGCAUAGGGCACCGCGUCUCCCCCUUUGUGCCGAAGAAUAAAGACCACACCAGCAGCCAGCCACACACCAGUCUCGUCCGCCGCGCGCGUUCGACACCAUCGAAGCGACCUUGCGACAACGCUCAAGCAGCCGUCCUGCCAGCUCUUCCGGCAAAAGCGAAGAGGGUGGUGGCGGCAACCCGAAAGGCGGCGUUUGGCGGCUUGUUAAGAACGCACACGCGCCUCGGUCGCAGUCGCGCAAGCGCUGCCUAUAUCGCUGAACACCGCGGCGCAGCAGGCGUAGCCCUGCGCUGCGACAGCGCAACCGCCACUGAAGCCGUGGCUGCGGUCGCCGACGCAAGAAAAGUUCGCUUGUCCCAGCUGCUUCCGGAUACACGCGCCACCGAAGCGGAGCCUGCCGCGUCAAAGCAGCACCGGUGACCAAUCCAGCAGCCAUGGGCUACAUGGGCGUCGAGCACACGCCCCUGUUCGGCAUCGUCCGAGCGCUCGAGCAAGUCCGGGACCCUCGGACCGUGGGCUGGCUCUACUCCGGCAACCCCGUUCCGAUCCACCUGAUCCUCGUGCUUUACGUGUACUUCGUCAAGUACUGGGGACCCGAAUGGAUGAAGUAUCGCAAGCCGUUCACCCUGGUGGGAGUCAUGCGGCUCUACAACAUCAGCAUGGUCGCGCUCAACUUCGGCUUCAUGGUGUUCUUCUUCAAGAACACCUACCUGCGCGGCAACUACAGCUGGCUGUGCACGGGCAUCGACUACCGGCCCACCGAGCAGUCCAUGACGGUGCUGGCCGCCUGCUGGUGGUACCUGCACGUCCGCAUGGCCGAGUUCCUCGACACGGUGUUCUUCGUGCUGAGAAAGAAGAACGCGCAGGUGUCGAAGUUGCACGUCAUCCACCACUGCAUCGUCGUCUGGAACGGCUGGGUGGGCCUGACAUUCGGCGCCGAAGGCCAGAUCAUGAUCUGCAUCUGCAUCAACUGCCUGGUGCACGUCAUCAUGUACGCGUACUACUUCCUCUCGUCGUUCGGCCCCGCCCUGCAGCCCUACCUCUGGUGGAAGCGCUACCUGACGCAGAUGCAGAUCGCCCAGCUGGCCUUCUUCGUCGUGUACGCCAUCGUGCCCAUGGUCUACGACUGCAACUACCCGCGCGUCAUGCUCUGGAUAGGCUUUGUGCAGGCGCUGCUCCUGCUGACGCUCUUCUGCAACUUCUACCUACACGCGUACAGGGGAGGCAGUAGGCCACCGGCCAAGAAGCACGUCGAGUGAGUGACUGAGAGAAAGAGGGGGACCGAGUGUUUAGUUCAUAUACAUAAGUAUCACAUAUACUUCCAAGUGCUGCCACCAUUGGUCCCACCUACUUGCGUGUGCCUUGAUAAGCAUUUAAGUCGGUCGUGAGCGGAGUGCCGAUUGCGGGACGUGCUUCGUCGCACGUCCAUGCAGUUUCGUCGUCGUGGAGUUGUGUAUGUGUGUGUGUGUGUGUCCGACAACGGUGCCUUCGCGCCUGCUUGAGCAACAAGUUAACAGACCACGUGGUCCACGCGACGAACUGUGGUCCUCCGCUGGCAAACCGGCGGACGUUGUCUUGAGUCCACGAGGAAGCGACGCAACUCUUCUUCGCGGAGGACAAAGGAAGCGCCAGCCGCCCUCUCGCACGUGUCGUUGCCAGCAGUAUGUAUACGCGCGAACUGUGCACAUUGCUGACGUUCUGAGACAUUGCGCUGAACGUGAGCGGUGGCACCGACUGCGCGCAUGCGUGCAACGCCAGUGCAACGCUGCUUUCCUCGUUUUCACGACGCCCUUAGUUUCGAGGCAGGAAUAAAGUAGGUCUUUUAUC
Molecule: messenger RNA, 2192 nt
Organism: Dermacentor silvarum
Lineage: Eukaryota; Metazoa; Arthropoda; Arachnida; Ixodida; Ixodidae
Product: elongation of very long chain fatty acids protein 4
Exons: 3
Coding region: 800-1624 (274 amino acids)
Biological process (GO): fatty acid elongation, polyunsaturated fatty acid; fatty acid elongation, saturated fatty acid; fatty acid elongation, monounsaturated fatty acid
Cellular component (GO): endoplasmic reticulum membrane
Molecular function (GO): fatty acid elongase activity
Source: RefSeq, a predicted model, not a curated record